AUGGAGAAAACGCCUCCCAAGGUCACCACCGGCCUCAUCGAGCGCGGAAGGCAGCAGCAGCAGCAGCAGCAGCAGCAUAACGCUCUGCUGCUGCUGCUGCUGCAGUUCCUGCUGCCUCAGCUCAAAUACACACGCAAAAUUUCUGGUGGAGCUGCAGCAGCAACAGCAGCAGCCGUUCCUGCAGCAGCAGCAGCAGCAGCAGCUGGGGCCCUCGGGCAGCAGCAGCAGCUACAGCUGAAGCAGCAGCAACAGCAGCAGCCACAGCAGCGCAGUAAAUGCUAUAGCAACAACAGUUUAGCAAGAAGAGUUAUCUUAAAUAUAGAAAGGCAAGCAGCUACUGCAGCAGCAGCAAAAAAGCAACAGCACCAGCAACAGCAGCAGCAGCCGAAGCCGCCGCGGCUGCCUGCAGGACUAGCAGCAGCAGCAGCAGCAGAGGCGGCUGCAGUAGUUGAACGCGGCGGGGGCCCGCGACAGCAACAGCAGCAGGAGAAACAGCAGCAGCAGCAGCAGCAAAAGGAAUUUGUAGUUGUUUUGUCUUUGUGUUUAUUUAAAUUGAAUAUUGAGCUCUCCUCUCGAGACUCUUUAACUUUACCUGCCUGCAGCAGCAACUGCAGCAGCAGCAACAGCAACAGCAGCAGCAGCAGCUGCUGCUGCUGCGGCUGUCUUGUCUGUUCCCUUCCUUGUUGUGGUUUUCUGUUCUUUGCUGCUCUUCCCUUAGAAGAUCUUGCAUGCAUCCUCUUCUUUAAGAGAAGCAGCGGCAGCAAACUCUGCGGCAGCAGCGACUGCAGCAGCAGUAGCAACAGCAGCAACAGCACAUAUAUCGCUUCAGCUUCUUUAGCAGCAGCAGCAGGAACAACUGCAGCAGCAGCAGCAGGAACUUUUUGCCGGGCCCCUCCUCACCCUAUAUUAGGCGAUUCUCCUGUUACUGCUGUUCGCUCGGAAGCAAAGACAGCAUUGGGCUUACUCUUCUCUGAAUUCAGCAGCAGCAGCAGCAGCUGCUGCAGCAGCAGCAGCUGCAGCAGCACCAGUAUUAGCAGCAAUAGUUGGGGGUCUGGCCGUGGGGGCAACGCCUACAGCAGCAGUAACAGCAGCAGCAACAGAUUGACGAGCAUAGAGAACCCUAUAAGUCUCGCGCUGCAGCAGCAGCAGCAGCAAUAUAAGGCAGCAGCAGCAGCAGCAGCAGCAGGAGAACAAGCCCUUAAAGCUGUUGCUGAUGCUGCUGCUAAGUAUUUACCUGCUGCGCUGCAGCGGCGGCUGCCAUCAUUAACAGCGCAGCACUACAGCAGCAGCAGCAGCAGUAGCAGCAGCAGCAGCAGCAGCUACGGGGGUUAUGUAGCAGCAGGACACCAUCAAGGUCUCCCCCGUGCAUACAGCAACAGCAGCAACAGCAGCAACGGCAGAGGCACCCCAUACACCGCAGCAGCAGCAGCAGCAGCAGCAGCGCAGCAACAGCAAGGUCGUGUUAUGUGGGGUUCUUCCCCUUCAAAUCGUUACAGGCCUCCAACUGCAGACACCACCAUCACCAGCAGCAGCAACAGCAGCAGCAGCAACAGCAGCAGCAACAGCAACAGCAGCAGCAGCAGCAGCAGCGUAGGAUCCUAUGAAAUGAGCAUCAUAGCUGAUCUUGCUGCUGCUGCAGGUGUACGUUUACGUCCUGCUGCUGCUGCUCUUAAUGAUUUUGUCCUUCGUGCUGCACCUCUUGAUCCUUUGCUGCUGUGCUGCUUGCUGCAGCAGCAACUUGCUGCACCAGAUGAUCAGUGGGUAGCUAAGCUACGUCUUCUAUAUGGCAUCAAGGCGUUGCUGCAGCACGAGCAGCAGCAGCAGCAACAGGACGAUCGUUGCAGUUUUAAGUCUGCUGCAGCAGCAAAUCUGCAGCAGCAAAUUGUUGAGUGCAGCAAAACCCCACAACUUCAAUCUAUAGCACAGGAGGUGCUGCAGCUGCUGCAGGGUUCAGAUGCCGCUGCUGCUGCUCCUGCUGCUCCUGCUGCAGCAGCUACUCCUGCAGCAGCAACUCCUGCUGCUGCUGCUGCUGCAGCAACUCCUGCUGCCGCCGCUCCUGCUGCUUCUGAGGAUUUACUUAUGUUAGAGCAGCCAGAAGCAGCACCAACUGCAGCAACAGCAGCAGCAGCAGCAGAUUCAGGCUUGCUGCUAGAUGACUUGCUUCAAGAGCAGCCAGCAACAGCAGCAGCAACAGCAGCAACACCACCAGCAGCACCAGCAACAGCAGCACCAAUAGCAGCACCAACAGCAGCACCGGCAACAACCUUAAAGGUUACUGAGUCUGCUGCUGCUGCUGCAGCAGCAACUAACAAACAAGGUGACAGUUUAGAUUUGCUGUUAGGGUUUAAACCUCCUGAGGCUGUCGAACCUCCAACGGCGCUCUUCUCGGGGCUUCAGCUUAAGGGUUCAGAUGCACGAGCUGCUGCUCCUGCUGCUGCUGCACCUGCUGCUCCCGUUGCUUCUCCUGCUGCUUCUGGCGCUGACACGGGUGCUCCGCUGCCCGGAUUUGCUGCUGCUGCUCGCCCGCCCGCCUUGCAGCAGCAGCAGCAGCAAACGCAGCAGCAGCAGAACUUGCUGCUGCUUUCUUCGCUAGACUCACCCACUGCAGCAUCGUCAGCAGCAACUGCAGCAACAGCAACAGCAGCAACAACAGCAGCAACAGCGACGAAGACCUUAUUGGAUGGGGACCUCCUAGAAGCAGCAGCAGCUGGCCCUACCGUGCAGCAGCAACAGCAGCAGCAGCAGCUUCCGCUGUUGCUGGAUGUGGCAGUUGAUGCAGUGCCCGUACAGCCGCAGCAGAAGCAGCAGCAGCAGCAGCAGGCUUCUCGUUUUGCAGUGCUGCAGCCGCAGCAGCAGCGGUCAGCUGUACCAGCUUUCUCUUUUGUUGCUGCUGCUGCACUGCAGCAACAGCAGCAGCAGCAGGCCAGUAAGUUCCCGAGUGCUGCUGGCAGCAGCAGCAGCGGCGACGGUGGCCUCUCUGCUUUUUCUCUUAUAGCAAAGUAG
Eimeria maxima is the source of this 3003-nucleotide messenger RNA. RefSeq lists its product as hypothetical. The record is from RefSeq and is a predicted model, not a curated record. Lineage: Eukaryota; Apicomplexa; Conoidasida; Eucoccidiorida; Eimeriidae. The transcript is spliced from 6 exons. Gene Ontology annotation, cellular component: trans-Golgi network membrane. Bases 1 to 3003 code for a protein of 1000 amino acids.